Messenger RNA from Cucumis sativus (cucumber), 1537 nucleotides. RefSeq names its product probable WRKY transcription factor 33-like (gene WRKY38). The coding region runs from base 28 to 1314 and encodes 428 amino acids. NCBI's taxonomy places the organism in Eukaryota, Viridiplantae, Streptophyta, Magnoliopsida, Cucurbitales, Cucurbitaceae. Gene Ontology annotation, biological process: regulation of DNA-templated transcription. The record is from RefSeq and is a predicted model, not a curated record. Gene Ontology annotation, molecular function: DNA-binding transcription factor activity; sequence-specific DNA binding. The transcript is spliced from 5 exons.
UUUGAUGUUUUUCUAUUACAUUGGUUUAUGGAAUUUUUUUUCUCUGCUACAUUAGACGAUCGUAGUGGCAACGGCCGCCGGACACAGCCGGACCUUGCGGUGGUGGCCAUGGGUAAUCCGCCGUUGUCUCCACCACUUUUCUCUCCUUCUUCCUUCUUCACUAUUCCUCCUGGUAUCAGCCCCACCCAAUUACUUGAUUCCCCUCUUCUUCUCAACUCUUCUCGUAUUCUGCUAUCGCCGUCCACCGGAGAUUUGAGAAAAUCAGCAAGUAACUGUUCCGGCCACCACCAACAGAAUGUCAAACAAGAACACAACAACAUUACUAAAUUCUCAUUUCCUCCUAAUCACACCACAAAAUCAUCAUCAUCAUCAUCAAUCUUUCAAUCCUCUUCAACAUCUGAGGUGCAAACUCAGGCAUGGGGUUUGGAAUGGGAGAAUGACGACCGGGGAGAUGGAUGGGGGAUGAGGAACAGAUCAGGAUCUGAGGAUGGGUUUAAUUGGAGAAAAUAUGGGCAAAAAGUGGUAAAAGGAAGUGAAAAUCCUAGAAGCUAUUACAAAUGUACAUUCCCAAAUUGCCCUGUUAGAAAACAAGUUGAAAGAUCGUUGAAUAACAAUGGUCAAAUUACUGAAAUUGUUUACAAAAGUAAACAUAACCAUCCAAAACCAGACUUCACUAGAAGGUCAUCUUCCUCUUUUUCUUCUUCUUCUUCUUCUUCCUCUUUUGAACCUGCGCAGCUAAAGAGUUCAAUACCCUCUCACUCUGUAACCACGCCGGAGAACUCUUCAAUCACCAUUGGGGAUGAUCAUUCCGACCAAGCUCAUCCAAGAAGAUGGAAAAGUGAGAGUAGUGAGAAGGAAGAAAUGAUAAGAGGAGGAGGAGGGGUGAAAACAAUGAGGGAAGAAAGGAUUGUAGUUCAAACAAUUAGCAAUGUGGACAAAUUAGAUGAUGGUUACUGGUGGAGAAAAUAUGGACAGAAAGUGGUCAAGGGAAAUCCAAAUCCAAGGAGCUAUUACAAGUGCACAUAUCCAGGAUGUGGAGUGAGGAAGCAUAUAGAGAGGGCAUCCCAUGAUUUUAGAGCAGUUGUCACUACCUACGAAGGGAAGCACAACCACGAUAUUCCGACGGCCCGUGCCGGAAAACCAAUACUUAGUAAUCAGCAGGGUAGAAAUAAUGAGGUUGUGUCGUCGAGCAUUGGUGGUGAUCCACGAUCGAGUUCAAAGAUUUGUAGUGGUACUAAUGGAUUAUUGAGGUUGACAAAUAUGUUGUGGAAUAACAAAGAAGAGGUCGUCGAUAACAUAUACGAGUUGUUAUAAUUAGGAUGAUAAUUACAUUUCGCCAUAAGUUUCUCUAUGUCGUGUAGGAGAUACGUUUGUGUAUAUAUAUAGAAACUAGGGGUUGUUGAAUUAACCUACAAUGGUACAAAAUAACUUAUUUAUGUAAGUAACCAUACUUAACGAAUUCAUAUUUGUUUUCUAACAUUUACGGAAAAUAUUCAUCCACCAAAAUUAAAUUUAUGUGACAUUUUUUUUCUUUUUA